This is a messenger RNA of Serinus canaria (Common canary), 1962 nucleotides long. It is a transcript of the gene KCND3, whose product is annotated as potassium voltage-gated channel subfamily D member 3. Bases 1 to 1962 code for a protein of 653 amino acids. The transcript is spliced from 7 exons. Lineage: Eukaryota; Metazoa; Chordata; Aves; Passeriformes; Fringillidae. Gene Ontology annotation, molecular function: protein binding; A-type (transient outward) potassium channel activity. Gene Ontology annotation, cellular component: neuronal cell body; membrane; voltage-gated potassium channel complex. The record is from RefSeq and is a predicted model, not a curated record. Gene Ontology annotation, biological process: potassium ion export across plasma membrane; protein homooligomerization.
AUGGCAGCAGGAGUGGCAGCGUGGUUGCCCUUCGCCAGGGCGGCUGCCAUAGGAUGGAUGCCAGUGGCCAACUGCCCCAUGCCGCUGGCUCCCACAGAGAAGAACAAGAGGCAGGAUGAGCUGAUCAUCCUCAACGUGAGCGGCAGGCGCUUCCAGACCUGGAGGACUACACUGGAGAGGUACCCGGACACUCUCCUGGGCAGCACGGAGAAGGAGUUCUUCUUCAACGAAGACACCAAGGAGUACUUCUUUGACCGGGACCCCGAGGUCUUCAGGUGCAUCCUCAACUUUUACAGAACUGGCAAGCUGCACUACCCCAGGUACGAGUGCAUCUCCGCCUACGACGAAGAGCUGGCCUUCUACGGGAUCCUCCCCGAGAUCAUCGGGGACUGCUGCUACGAAGAGUACAAGGACAGGAAGCGGGAGAACGCGGAGCGGCUGAUGGACGACAACGACUCGGAGAACAACCAGGAGGGCUCCAUGCCCUCGCUGAGCUUCCGGCAGACCAUGUGGCGCGCCUUCGAGAACCCCCACACCAGCACCUUAGCCUUAGUCUUUUACUACGUCACCGGGUUCUUCAUCGCCGUCUCGGUGAUCACCAACGUGGUGGAGACCGUGCCCUGCGGCUCCGUGCCGGGGAGCAAGGAGCUGCCCUGCGGGGAGCGCUACGCCGUGGCCUUCUUCUGCCUGGACACGGCGUGCGUGAUGAUCUUCACCGUCGAGUACCUGCUGCGGCUGUUCGCGGCGCCCAGCCGCUACCGCUUCAUCCGCAGCGUCAUGAGCAUCAUCGACGUGGUGGCCAUCAUGCCCUACUACAUCGGCCUGGUGAUGACCAACAACGAGGACGUCAGCGGGGCCUUCGUCACGCUGAGGGUUUUCAGGGUUUUCAGGAUUUUCAAGUUCUCCCGCCAUUCCCAAGGCCUGAGAAUCUUGGGCUACACUUUGAAGAGCUGUGCCUCCGAGCUUGGCUUUCUCCUCUUUUCCCUCACUAUGGCAAUCAUCAUCUUUGCAACUGUGAUGUUUUAUGCGGAGAAAGGGUCCUCGGCGAGCAAAUUCACCAGUAUUCCUGCUUCCUUUUGGUACACUAUUGUAACCAUGACAACGCUGGGCUACGGGGACAUGGUGCCCAAGACCAUCGCGGGGAAGAUCUUUGGCUCCAUCUGCUCGCUCAGCGGGGUGCUGGUGAUUGCCCUGCCCGUGCCCGUCAUCGUCUCCAACUUCAGCCGCAUCUACCACCAGAACCAGCGCGCCGACAAGCGCCGGGCCCAGAAGAAGGCGCGCCUGGCGCGGAUCCGCGUGGCCAAGACGGGCAGCUCCAACGCCUACCUGCACAGCAAGCGCAACGGGCUGCUCAACGAGGCCCUGGAGCUCCCGGGAUCCACCGAGGAGGAGCAGCACACGACUAAGGGCACCUCCUUAAUCGAGAGCCAACACCACCAUCUGCUGCACUGCCUGGAGAAAACAACUGGAUUGUCCUAUCUUGUGGAUGAUCCCCUGUUAUCUGUACGAACUUCCACCAUCAAGAACCACGAGUUCAUCGACGAGCAGCUGUUCGAGCAGAACUGCAUGGAGAGCUCGCUGCAGAACUACCCCUCGUCGCGGAGCCCCUCGCUGUCCAGCCAGGCGGGGCUGGGCGCGUCCUGCUGCUCGCGGCGCCACAAGAAGAGCGCGCACCUGCCCAACUGCAGCGUGCCCGCCACGCGGCUGCGGAGCAUGCAGGAGCUGAGCACCAUCCACAUCCCGGGCAGCGAGCAGCCCUCCCUCACCGCCAGUCGCUCCAGCCUCAACAUGAAGUCGGACGACGGGCUGAGACCGAACUGCAAAGCCGCCCAGAUCACCACAGCCAUCAUCAGCAUCCCCACACCGCCGGCGCUGACGCCCGAGGGCGAGAGCAGACCCGGCCCGGGCAGCCCCGGGCCCGCCACGAACGUUCCCAACAUCGUCAAGGUCUCGGCCUUGUGA